Esox lucius (northern pike) is the source of this 2425-nucleotide messenger RNA. RefSeq names its product adenosine deaminase domain containing 1 (testis-specific) (gene adad1). The record is from RefSeq and is a predicted model, not a curated record. The transcript is spliced from 12 exons. Bases 319 to 2019 code for a protein of 566 amino acids. Gene Ontology annotation, cellular component: cytoplasm; nucleolus. Lineage: Eukaryota; Metazoa; Chordata; Actinopteri; Esociformes; Esocidae. Gene Ontology annotation, biological process: RNA processing; adenosine to inosine editing. Gene Ontology annotation, molecular function: double-stranded RNA binding; tRNA-specific adenosine deaminase activity; double-stranded RNA adenosine deaminase activity.
UUCCUGUUCUUGAAACGCACGGUUGAUAGUUGCUCGAGUUUGAAAUAUUCAAAUGAUGCGGUAGACAAAAUUCAGCACACCACACUCCAAUAACUUUACAGCAGCAUUGAGGAAUUGAUCUCCGCUAGGUCGCUGGGGUUUUAAUGGAGUCUUCGCAGGGUCGGCUAUAUUUCACAAAAGCAGUGCAUUGAGUUACAUGUAUACUAUAUGCUUUGAUUGUAAUUAGGGGCAAGACAACCUGUAUCUGAUUUCCGAAGGUUUAUAGUACCGUUUUAACCAUAACACUUGCAUUUAAAGCUCCUUGUGUUCAGGUUCCAAAUGGCUUGGGCUCAAGGUGGAUCAUUUUGUGGUUCCAGAGGGGCCAGCUUUGCACAUAUCCUCAAGAAAAACAGUUUUUCGCCACCAGGAUUGCCUGCCGGAUCUGUGGCUCCAGCCGUCUCAGAAGUUAACAACCGCAGCAACCUCCUCGAGCCGGCGUGUCAACCCCCGCCCGGCCGCGACGUCAGGCCGAAAAGCGUUCCCCGUGAGCUGAUCGACCGGUACAAGUGCGGCGAGACUCAUGCGGUCUCAGCUCUGUACCAGCUGUCGCAGGUGCUGCAGUUCCAGAUUGAGUUCAGGGAAACCGUAACCACGGGUAAUGUCACCAGUUUCUACUUUGCCUUCUGUGCGAUGAUCGACGGGGUGAGGUACAAGACUGGCAUGGGGGCCACAAAGAAGGCGGCCAAGGCCCAAGCGGCCCAGCUUGCCCUUGAGGACCUGCUGCCCACCUUGGAUGGCGGUUCUCUGCUUCCGGAGGCAGGAGUUUUAGAGGGUCCUCCACCCUUGCCAGUGAAAGAGAGUCAGUUCAUGGGCUCAGAGACCCAACCUCGGAGAGCCAUUUAUGAGCACAAGAACCCCAUCAACGAGCACGUUCCCCAGGCAGUGAGAGAGCUACUCUGCAGGCUGAUGGCCGAUUACCCAGAGUUCUCAGCAUGCAGGAACACGGUGGCAGCGUUUGUCACUCAGACACCCACUGGAUUUGAAGUUGUGGCCCUUGGAACGGGGAAUUUCAACACAAAGGAGUGUGCUGCCCCUAAUGGACGGGUUCUUCACGACUCUCAUGCUGUGGUAACAGCAAGGAGAUCAUUGAUGCGGUAUUUGUACAGGCACCUGUUGCUUUUCUUCAGCAAGAAUCGCAGCCUUGAGGAAAAGUCCAUAUUUCAGCAGGACAAGAGCACUAUGCUGCUCAGUCUGAAGAGCCACAUCUCUCUACAUCUCUACAUGAACCAGAUGCCCAAAGGAGCCGCCCAGAUCCCCUCCAAUCUGCGCUUGAAACCGCUCUCCAUCUCCGCCUGGGAGGUCAACAACCAGAUAAGCCUGCAUGUGACUGUGGAGGGCAAGGUGUUCUCCGUCUUCUCCCCCACCGUCGACCUGGCCGCCUCCAAGUUGGUCAGCAUGUCGGCCAGUGACAAGAUCACCCAGUGGCAGGUUUUGGGCUUCCAGGGAGCCCUGCUCAGUCACUUUACUGAGCCGAUCUACGUCAGCAGCAUACUCGUAGGCAACGCAAGCCGCGGCGACGUGCGGGGAAUGGAGAUUGCGGUGAACCAGCGCGUGGACGGCAUCACACCCAGUCUGCCCAUGUACUACUGUGUUUACCGGCCUCAAAUUAGUCUGGUGGCCACUGCCUGCCCGGGCGGGGGUGUCACCCAUGAGUUGAGACACAGCCUGAACUGGAGCCAGGGGGACGUCUCCCUGGAGGUGGUGGACAGCCUGGGGGGCAAGACUGUGCAGGAGUCUCCGUUUAAGAGUGGCCCUGCUAUGGCCAGCCGCCUGUGUAAAGCAGCCAUGCUGAGUCGCUUUAAUCUGGUGGCCAAAGAGGCUCAGAGGCAGGACCUUCUGGCCACCGUCUCCUACCGGGAGUCCAAGAUGAUGGCCAAGCCUUACCAGGAGGCGAAGAGUGUGCUGCGGUCUUACCUAGCUCAGAAGGGCUACGGCUGCUGGGUGGUCAAGCCUCCUGUGAGUGACCACUUCCGCAUGUGAGAGGUCCCCAGCUUGAGCUGAAGAUCCAACUAUGCUUGGGAGAAAAUGUUUACAUAAAAUAAUAAAAUACCUAGCAGAACAAUAGAAUGGCCAGAUCCUGUAUACUGCAAGUCAACUUUCAUGGCCUAAAAAGUGUAUUAUAAAACCAGAAGAUCCCAGUUGCAGGGAUAAAGUGAGAUUGCAUUUAUUUUGUAUUUCCCAAUGUUUAGAAGGCAAAAGCCAUGUUUUCUGGUCGAAUAUGGUUUGAUUAGUGAUUUAUUUUUCACAAGUUGGAUGAUUUAUAUAUUGUGAGUUGAAUGACUGAAAUAAAGUUUUGUGCAGGAGAAUAUUAUGGAAAAAAUUUCUGUGAACGAUGCAAUUUAAAGUUGAAGGUGAGACCUUUCUUGUGUGUUGUAGGAAGUGACUG